GCUGCGGCGGGGCCGGGGGGCGCGGGGUGCCGGGGGGCGCGUGGCCCGGGGCGGAACGCGACCACCGAGAGCCCGGAGGGACGGAGCUGGGACGGCGACCGGGCCGCGGGGGUGGCCGCGCCCAGCCCGACCCGGGCCCGCCGACCCCCGCACCCGGCCCCGCCGGCAGCCGCGCCCCCGGCCCGAAAUAGCGCGGGGCGGGGCCGGCACCGCCAUGGCGAGGCAACCGGCAAAGACGUUGUGGUACGACCGGCCGCGGUACGUCUACCUGGAGUUCUGCGUCGAGGACAGCAGGGAUGUUAAGGUCGUCAUUGAGGACCAGCGGCUGGUGUUCAGUUGCAAAAAUGCAGACGGCGUGGAGUUCUACAACGAGAUCAACCUGUAUGCACGGGUCAACUCCAAGGACUCACGGGAGAAGCGCUCCGACCGCUCCAUCACGUGCUUUAUGAGGAAGUGGAAGGAGAAAGUGGCCUGGCCGCGCAUCACCGAGGAGAACAUCAAGCCGGCCUGGCUCUCCGUCGACUUUGACAACUGGCGAGACUGGGAAGGGGAUGAGGAGGUGGAGAGGGCCAUGGUGGAGCAGUACGCAGAGCUCCUGGAGAAGGUGACAGACAAAGGCCCUCCGCCGGCCAUGGACGACCUGGAUGACGACCUAUGAAGCCGGGGACGCCGCGGGAGGCCGCCCGGUGCGCCGGCAGCGCGCACCGCCGAGGCGGGGCUCCCGGAGGCAGCGGAGCCCCCCCCCUGCUCCCCCCCGCCGGUUAUCCGCCGAGAGCGGCGGGAGCCAUCCGGCCUCCCCGUGCCCGUUACCCGCGCGGGGCACGGGGCAAUAAACGUGAGCUGCCGC
Chroicocephalus ridibundus (black-headed gull) is the source of this 847-nucleotide messenger RNA. RefSeq names its product prostaglandin E synthase 3 like (gene PTGES3L). Gene Ontology annotation, molecular function: Hsp90 protein binding; protein-folding chaperone binding. The transcript is spliced from 7 exons. Gene Ontology annotation, biological process: chaperone-mediated protein complex assembly; protein folding. Lineage: Eukaryota; Metazoa; Chordata; Aves; Charadriiformes; Laridae. Bases 215 to 658 code for a protein of 147 amino acids. The record is from RefSeq and is a predicted model, not a curated record. Gene Ontology annotation, cellular component: nucleus; cytosol.